GCUUGAAGAACAAAGUGACAUGUACUGGUAAUCCUAUGGACAAGAUACGAAUACGUAACACUGAGGAUUCGUGAUUGGGAUGAUAACUAUGCUUGCUUGCUUCAUGCAUCAUAGGCCGGAGGAGAUUGAUGAUCUGACUUGUUGCGGAUUUGUAGCAGCUGAAAGAUGUCCUUUGCACCGAGGACCUCACUAACCUCGGCCAAGAUGACCUCACUAACCUCGGCCAAGAUGACCUCACUAACCUCGGCCAAGAUGCAGACCAAAAUGAGUGCCUGGACACCUCUUAACCACCAGCUGUCUAAUAACAAUGUGUUUGAAGAGCGAAGAAACCUGCUGGGAAAAUGGUUUGACAAGUGGAGCGACGGCCAGAGGAAGGCGGUUCUACAGGACUUUUUCUCGCGGUGUUCAGUGGGCCAGCUGCGUUUCCUCCGUCAGAACCUGACCAAGAGGGUUCCAGAAGAGAACCUAGACUUCACCUCUGUCCUGCCCAGAGUUCUCUCUCUCUAUGUCUUCUCUUUCCUCGACCCCAGGAGUCUUUGCAGGUGUGCACAGGUGAGUUGGCACUGGAAGGGUAUAGUUGAGUUGGACCAGCAAUGGAUGCCCAAGUGUCUUAAACUGGGCUGGUGCAUCAACUUUGCUCCCACACCAUUUGAACAUGGGGUCUGGAAGAGACACUACAUAGAGACCGUACUGGAGCUCCACAUCGGCAAACCUAAGACUCUAUCACAGCAGGAGUUCAUUGUCCCCGAGGUGACGUCCAUAAACAGUGUGACGUUUGACCAAUCGGAGAGCUUCCUCAGAGAGGUGCGAUCCGCACGCCCCGUCCAGCAAGAGAGGAGCGGUGGCGGCACCACGAGGUGGUCAUCGGGGUCCCAGCUGAAGGGGCUACCCCCGUGGAGGGGUGCAGACAGACACCCCACUGACACCGUGCGAUUCAAUUAUCUGGAAAAUCUGGACCCCAUAGAGCACGCCCACCAAGCAAAAGUGAAGAGCAGAGGGGUCUUCAACAAAUACAAUGAAAAUAAGAAAGAGUUGUCUGCAUUCAAUUAUAAACUGCGCAAGGCAAAGUCAUUGAUGUUCCUGUCCUUGGACCUGACUCCAGGUUCGGGUUCUGGAGCAGGACAGCAGAAGCAGAACCGGUUCCGCCCCCAAUGGGCCACACAGAGCCUAGAGUACCCUGUCACCAAGGCAACAGCCAAGAGCCUGUCGCGGUCGAGCCAAUGGAACGCUGGGAUACGACCUGGUCCUGUGAGGCCAGCGGUGCCCAGGGUCAGUCAGGAAGGACUGAGGGCAUCAAAUGAGGACAAACAGGAGUGCUCCUAGUUAGAAACAUCUUUCCCUCCCUUCCUUCCUCCUUUUCUUCUUUCCUACUUUCCUUAAAUCUGUCCAUCGCACAGGACACACAGGACCACGCCUAGUAAGACAAUAGAUGACCAAUCCUUUCAAUGUACAUUCUUGGUUGAACUAACAGAAUGAGCUCUCCAUCAAAAAGGAAACUUGUGUCCAAGCAAACACGUGACAUUAUACAUUCUUACUCAAUGAAUGCUUUCUUUCACUGCGUGAAUGUUCUGUAUCAUGUAUGAUGUAUAAUUGACUUACGUGGUUUGAGGUUUCAGCAGCACCACUGUUUGAGGGACAAGCCUUGGAGGAUACAAGCUUCCAGUGGGGGAUCAGACGAGUGAACUAUAUCGCCACCCUGUGGAGCACGUUAGUACUGUAGCACAGACAGAACGCAGCAGUGGUGCUCAACUGGAGUCUGACCAAUGUUCCCUCUAGUAUUUUGUUUUGUUUGGGGGGGGCACUGAGCAUAUUUUUGGUCUUGUGAGCAGAAACUUCAACAUUGUGAGAAUUUUGUGCAACUUCCGGCGCGCGUUUACAGUGAGCACUGAGGCUGUACCCAUACAGUUUUAGACAAUGGCCCAAAUAGGUGACUGUAAAUUGCCUUGGGUUGUAGGAUGCAAGAAACCCCUUUACAAAUUAAAAUGAAUUAUUACCAUACAGAGAAUUAGACAAUGUACGCUACCCCUCUGCCUAUUGGCUUAUUUGCAUAUUCAAGCCUGUCUCAAAAUACAACUCUGCUCCUUUAAUUAAGACAAGCUUUUUACCGGACUGACUUUUCAAAGACAUGUUGAAAUGUAGCCUACACGUUUUGUGCUCUUGUAGGAAGCUGGAACUCCCCAUUGUUGACCUAUACUUAUCUAUAACUGAGCUAAUAACGCGCUAACUAGCAAAGAAUAUCAAGUUUGCACACGGGCGGCUCAGAUCUGAAAAGCGCAUUCACUCUACUCCAUGCGCUCUGGCUACAACAAAAACAGACUCAAUCUUGUAAAAUUAGGUUUGUUGCAUUGAAAAGGGCUGAUAUGGUGAUUCGAUCACAGAAAAAAACGCCCAAACUAAUUGGGCGAACUCAUUGAAGUUCAAUCUCAUGCAUUUCUUCUGCGCAGCAGUCCUGGAGGAAAUGCGCGCACAGUUUAGAGGGAACAUUGGUCGAGUGGUUAGAAAUCGGUCGCGGGUGUCUGAUUAAAUAAAAUGGUUAUUGUUUUGGGAUGAUGAAUAAAAGACUCCAGUCUGCACUUAAACUACGAAAGCCAGGUAAAGGUUGUAGAAAUCAUUGAAACAAAUGUAUCUCAAUAUAGAGCUAUUCAGCAGAUUUGGUUGAUUUUGUGGUCUCAACCCAGUUAGCAAUACACACGUUUAUUAAUAAUGGGUCAAAUUAGUAUUGACAAUAGAACACGUGGGAACGUUGUAACCUUGUCAUAUACAUUGCUACAGUUACUAUCAAUAUAGCGUCACAAAUACUUCUCCAGGUGGCUUUUUCUAGUUCUAAUAUUGGGUUUGCGACCGAGACAACGGGUACCAAUUUGGGUCCGGAGGCAAAACCAGUUGAGAAGCACUGGUAUACAAUACAGAGGACGUACAGUACUGAUAACAGUACUAUACAUACUGAAGUAGUGAGAAUCAGAAGAGAAGCCGUUCAAGCAAACAGUACUGGGAAGAUGGAACUGAGAAGUGUACUCUUGAUUUUACAUCAAAUCAUGUUGACGUACAUUUCCACUAAGUUGAAUUAUGACAAGAACACAAUCUAUGGACAUGACUAUAUAAUUUGAUGUUUGGUAUGGAAAAAUGUCAAUAAAAUAUUCAUGACAACAAACCCAGGUGCAGAAA
Oncorhynchus gorbuscha (pink salmon) is the source of this 3165-nucleotide messenger RNA. Its product is annotated as F-box only protein 16-like. The coding region runs from base 166 to 1323 and encodes 385 amino acids. Gene Ontology annotation, molecular function: protein binding. Lineage: Eukaryota; Metazoa; Chordata; Actinopteri; Salmoniformes; Salmonidae. The transcript is spliced from 8 exons. The record is from RefSeq and is a predicted model, not a curated record.